GCUCGUGAUUGGCUGGGCAGCCGUGACGUCACGCGACGUGACUGUCGACGUCGCAGACAUGGCGGAAGUGAAAGUAUAUCCAUUGUGCUGUGUGGUGCAGAACUAUGUUUGGGGUAAAGUGGGUCUGGACAGUGAGGUGGCCCAGUUGGUGGUCGGUGGAGAUCCUCAGGCCGUCAUAGAGGAAGGCAAACCCUAUGCAGAGCUGUGGAUGGGUGCUCAUCCCAAAGGUGAUGCUCUCAUCAAAGACAACAGGAUAUCCCAGAGGACACUUGGACAGUGGAUUGCAGAUUACCCAGGAUGUUUGGGGUCAAAGGUCAAGGACACAUUCCAUGGGCAGCUCCCUUUCCUCUUCAAAGUGCUGUCUGUCAACACGGCUCUGUCCAUACAGGCACAUCCCAACAGGGAGUUGGCUGCGAGACUUCACGCGCAGUUUCCUGAGCAUUACCCAGACAAAAACCACAAGCCUGAGAUGGCCAUCGCUCUCACACAGUUUGAAGGGCUCUGCGGCUUUCGGCCGGUGGCAGAAAUCAUGGCCUUUCUCAAAAAUGUCCCAGAGUUCCGUGUGCUGGUCGGUAAUGAAGCCGCUGAGGAGCUUCAGAACGCUAAAGGAGACUCUGAGCGAACAUCUCUCGCGCUGAAGAAAUGUUUCACACGUAUGAUGAACUGUGAGAAGAAACUGUUUGUCGAUCAGCUCAACAUGUUGGUUAAACGAAUCUCAGAGGAAGAGGCUGCUGGAAAAGACACAUGCAGCAGUAAUGGAGAACUGUUACUACGGUUACACUCCCAGUAUCCGGGGGAUAUCGGAUGCUUUUCCAUCUACUUCCUGAAUCGGAUUGUUCUGCAGCCGGGGGAGGCCAUGUUUCUGGGAGCAAAUGAGCCUCACGCCUAUCUUUCUGGAGACUGUGUGGAGUGUAUGGCGUGUUCUGAUAACACUGUACGUGCUGGACUGACCCCUAAAUACAUCGAUGUGGACACACUGUGUGAGAUGUUGAAUUAUAGCCCCGCUCCUGUCAGCGCCAAAAUCUUCCCCUGCGUGCGGGACAACUCCGACCCCUGCAUCUGCCUCUACGACCCUCCUGUGCCAGACUUCACCGUCAUGAGAAUACAGAUUCCCGCCUCGAUGCGGCAGUACAUCGUGUGUCCGCUGGAAUCUGCCGGAAUCCUAUUAGUUAUUGAUGGAGAGGCUGUCGCCUCCUCUGCCGCCGCUCUCUCUGACAUCACUCUGAAGAGAGGCUCUGUGCUUUUCAUUUCAGCCAAUGAGAGCGUCUCUUUACAAGUGACAUCAUCAACGGGCAUGACCAUGUUCCGAGCCUGCUGUUUACUGUAGAUAAUAAACAUCCUGUGUCCAAACCAACUGGUGAAACGAAUUUAAAAUAGUGCCGAACAUUGUGCUGAAAAAUACACAGCAUAACAAAUAGGCUCUCUUUGGUCUGACUUUUACAAUUAUAAUUAUAAUAUUUACUCUGUUAAAAUUGCCAUGGUUAUCACAAAUAAAUAAUAAUACAAUUAUGAUUGAAGUUCUGCCAUGUUAAAAUCUCUAUGCAUGUCCUUUUAAAAUAUGUAAAAGAAUGAAUGUUUCAGUUUUACCAGUUUUAAGUCAACAUGAAACCGCAUUCGCAACCCAUUUUACUUACGUAACGUAAUGCAUUUUGAAGUGAAGGUGAAAAACUUGAUUUUAUCCAUUGGAAAUUGAUUGGAUGGUGAAAACAAAAAUAAAGUUAAUAUAUUUUGAUUGACAAUUAGACUAUUUUUUUUCUUUGAAAUAUUGUGCACUGAUGACUCAUUCACAAUAAGACCAGGAAAAUAGAGAAAGUAAAUGGAGUCAAUUUUGAUUUCAUGUUGACUUUAAUAUGUACGCUUACGUUCACUUAUCAGGAAUGCACGGAUGCAUGAUUACGAUUUUUUGGCUGCAAAAUAUAAACAUUUUAAAAGCCAAAUUUGUUCCAUUCUAGCUUUUUGCGAAAGGACGUUACACCUUUUGCACAUAAAAAAAAUAAAAUAAAACCCAGAUAGUGGACGGGGGCAUUUUUACCUUUUAUUAAAGUAAAUCAAAUCAGGUUAAAAACGAAUUUUGACCAAUUUUAGCCUUUUUAAGACCAAUUUUUUUCAUGGUAUAACGGUUAAAACAAUGGACUAGAGGCAGACCGAUAUAUCAGUUUUACCGAUUAAUCGGUGCCAAUAGUUACUUUUUGGAACUAUCGGUUAUCUGCAAAAAUCUAUGCUUUUUUUUUUUUUUUUUUAUUAUUCCUCUUAAAACUUAUCUGGUGAAAUUAUAUACAUAUAUACAGAACUAUAAAAAAGGCUAUAGGCUAUAAAAUAAAUCAUAUAGAGCAUUGUAACAGAGCCAAGUCUCUUUAAUUUUUAAAAUAAUAGUCCCCAGUGUAUUUCAGGCUUUUUUUUAUAGUUAAAAGUCCCACGUUAUGCAACAAAUUUUAAUGUCUGGUUAUUAUUAGAAUUUUGGUUGCAAAAUAAACUGCUUUUUUAUUCAUUUUGGACUCUUGUAGCCUUAACGUAUGUGCCUGUUUUAAUAAGGAAAGACUAAAAACACUUUGAUCAUUCUAUAAAUCGGUUUAUACAACUAUCGGCCGAUUAAUCGGUUAUGUGCAUUUUCCGCCACUUUCCACUAUCGGUUGACCGAUUAAUCGUCCGAUAGUUUUUCAAAUUGAUUCAUAGAACGUUAUAACAUUUUCUUAGAUGGCACAGACAUAGAGGCCAGAGGCCAAAAUUAAUAAAAUCCCAGAUUUAGUUUAUUUUUCAACCAAAACCCUAAUAAUAAUCAGAAAAAAAGAACAUCGGGUGCAUAACAUGGGACUUUCAACACUAAACUAGCCUGAAACACACCAAGGACACUUAUUUUUAAAAGAAUGACAUAGACUUGGCUCCAUUACAAUGCUCUAUAUUUAAUAUUUACCAAAUUAAGCUUUUUAAAGCCUAUAUAUUAUUAUUAUUCACAAUAUGAAGUUGGAGGCACUAUUUAUGUGCUGAUAAGGGACGUUUCUAUAUAGUCGCAAUUUUCUUUGCAUGCCCUCACUUCAGUUUUAAAAAAUAAUUUUCAGAAGAACACAGAGGAAUAAAAAAAAUAUCGGCAACUAUCGGCAUAGAUUUGCCGCUAACCAAUAUUUCUAAAAAGCAACUAUCGGCACCGAUUAAUCGGUAAAACCGAUAUAUCGGUCUACCUCUACUAAUAAGAACACUGUUCAAUGUAGAAAACUUCUGUUUUAUCGUGUGAAUUUAUUCACUAAAUAUUUGCUAAACAAACCUGCACGAGUUCUGUGAUUUGAUUACUAGUAAAACUGAUUUUAAAAUAAACCUGCAACCUAAGAAAGGUGAAACUUUGUUCCUGAUGUCAGUUGUCCUUUAUUAGUGUCUGUAUCUUGUGUGGUUUUGCUUUAUUACUGUAGUCACUGUUUGCAUUAGCAGUGUUCAGAGCACAAAGAAUGCUGGAAAUUACCGCUUUCCUUACGUUUGUUUACUGUAUUUUUAAUGCCCUUUUGAAAAGUGGUUCUGUGAUCUACUGUAGAUUUUUAAUCUAAAAACACACUGACCCAAACUUUGUUUGUCUCCAGGAUUAUUUAUAUAUUUUAUGGAGCUGUGAAACUAUAUUAUACUGAAGUAUUGUGGGAUAAAACAUGUAUUAGAUGAGAAAGCAAAGCAGGUAAUGUAUUGAAUAAAUGAAUGAAUGUACUGGCACUUUUGAGCUGUAAUGGAGCAUGUGUUCUGAUAUAAGGAAAUGUCUAUGUAAUCCCUAAUAAAACAGUUCUGUACUCUUUCA
Myxocyprinus asiaticus (Chinese sucker) is the source of this 3772-nucleotide messenger RNA. Its product is annotated as mannose-6-phosphate isomerase-like. NCBI's taxonomy places the organism in Eukaryota, Metazoa, Chordata, Actinopteri, Cypriniformes, Catostomidae. Gene Ontology annotation, molecular function: zinc ion binding; mannose-6-phosphate isomerase activity. Gene Ontology annotation, biological process: GDP-mannose biosynthetic process; carbohydrate metabolic process. The coding region runs from base 59 to 1327 and encodes 422 amino acids. Gene Ontology annotation, cellular component: cytosol. The record is from RefSeq and is a predicted model, not a curated record. The transcript is spliced from 8 exons.